ACAGCACACAUUACCCGCUGUGUGCGUGCGUUUGCAGGAGUGGAGGAGGAGGGAGGAAAACUCUCCUUUAUCCUUUCUUCAUUUUCAUAGCAAACUUUUCUCAGUAUGCAAACUUUUCAUCUUGUGAGAAGACUCGGGAGAGGCUCUCUGGAAGUGGGUAUGAUGUAAUGUGUUGGUGUAUUUGUGAAGUUAAUUGAAUCUACGGCUGUCAUAUUCAAUUGAUUGGGGCUUGUGGUAACUUGUGCUAGUUGAAUUGGUUGGCUGUUGCCUAUUUUGAUGCUGUGGUCAGUAGAGUCGAAGUUGGUAGUUGCAGGGCAUCUAUGCAGUUGGAAGGCGAGGACUAUGCGGUUUCAGAGUUGGGUUUGCCUCGAUUCAGUUACAUACGGGGUACAAGUGGGUAAAUGGGAUUCCCAGGCGUUUUCCUCUCUCAUUUACUGCACACGAAUUUAUUUCCGUUUUGCAGGAUUUGAGUUUAAGAUGGGUUCGGCAUGAUUUUUUGAAGGUAUACUAGAGUUGAGGGCUCACUGCUCAGGGUCUUUCGGUAGACUUUUUCUUGUCGACUUCAGUUGGAUUCAAUGGGGGAUUGCUGUUCUGAGACACCCAUGGAUUGGUUGAGGGGAAAUGUUGUUGGAGCUGGUGCUUUUGGGACUGUUAGCCUCGCCAUGAAUAAGGCUAAUGGUCAGCUCUUUGCAGUGAAAACAAUAGAGGUCAAGGAUGAAGCGAGGAGGGAUUUGUUGGGACUAGAGAAUGAAGCUCAAAUUUUGCAGGAGUUGGAUUCCCCCUGGAUUGUUAGGUCCCUGGGGUAUGAUUUUACAGAAGAGAAUGGAGUCCGGAUGGGGAACCUGUUCAUGGAAUACAUGGCAGGCGGGAGCGUUGCUGACAUCAUCAAGAAGUUUGGAGGGAGAUUGGAUGAGUCUGUGAUUAGAACCUACACCAGGGGUAUCCUUUAUGGCAUUGAUUAUUUGCAUAAGGAAGGUUUUGUUCAUUGUGAUAUCAAGGGUAAGAAUGUUCUUCUAGGCUCUUCUGGGGUAGUAAAGCUUGCAGACUUUGGGUCAGCCAAGAGAAUUACUGAUGGCUCUGGUGUACAGUUGAGGGGCACUCCUCUGUGGAUGGCACCGGAGGUUGUGAGACAGGAGUCUCAGGGCAAGGCUUCUGACAUCUGGUCUCUGGGCUGCACUGUGGUGGAAAUGGCCACAGGGAGCCCUCCAUGGAGUAAUAUCUCACAUCCCCUGGUGGCAAUGUAUAAGAUUGGUUGCAGCAAUGAGCUGCCCGAGUUGCCUCAAUCCCUUUCCCCUGAAGGGCUCGAUUUCUUAGACAAAUGCUUCAGAAGAGAUCCUGAACAGAGAUGGAACUCUACGCAGUUGUUGAAUCAUCCAUUUGUCACAGAAUGGUUCCAAGAUCAGGGCCAUCAAAAGCAUGUUGGAGCUCAAUCGCCACCCACCACUCUGGAUUUCAAUAGAGUGUGGGAUUCAGAAAGCUCUACGGCAUCAUCAGAGUUAUCUCAGACUGUUCCCCUGUUGCCUCUGCAGAUGGAGAUGAAUACCACCAAAGUAAAAUCACAAGAGUGUGAAAAAAUCUUAAGGCCUUCCCCAUUAGGCCCAUCACAUUGGAUUCAUGAAUUCAGAGAAAAUGAUGUUUCACAGAGUCCUCCACUUCCAAUCCCACAUGGCCAGUGGAUUGUUGUCAAGUCACCAAAGCACAAUCCUCCCAUGCUAGAUGAUGCUCCUUUCACAGAUUUUAUUGGUGGACCAUUUACUAACAAGACAUCUACUCUGGAUUCCCAUGUGAAAUCGGAACCUGACUGUGGCAAAGACAUUGGCUCACAGGAACUUUCUUUCCCACAGUUCCAUGCUACUCAACUUCAAAGUGCAAUUCAGUCCAUUGAAGGUGACUCUUCCCUGAUUACUCAAUCUCAGCAUUGUAGCCAUGCCCUCUCUGAGUGUCAUGCUUGUGUUAAGUGUCCCAUGGUUCAUAGCGAUUUGAUUUUCAGUGACACACACCAGGGAAAAGUUCUGACAAAGGCAAUGAUAAAUUAUGACUACCUGGGCAACCUAUGGGUCCAAACAAAAGAGUGGAUCUAUCAGCACUUUCAUGAAUUGAAAAAAUUCCAUUUCAAACUGCCAUUGCCACUGCCUCCAAUCUAUAAAUCUAUCAGAAUGAAGGUUGCUGGCACACUGGCAUGCAAUAGUGAUGUGAAAAACAGUAGAAGUAUAGGAAUUUUCAAACGGUGACCCUUAUGGGUCUAAUAAAUUUUCUUGAAGGUACUUAGAGUAGGACCACUUUGCUUCAUCUCUGGCAAAAAUUCUGUUAUUAGUGCACAGUUUGAAGCAAAUUGCUCCUCUUGCUAUAGUAUAUGUACAGUAAAACCUUCUCAAAAGGAUAAACUGAGAUACUACAGUAUUGUACAGUAAAAUCUUGUCAAAAGGAUAGAAUGAGGAUUGGAAUCUGUACCUUCCCAGUUGAGCUUUCUAUUUAGGAUCCUGUUAUUGUUAAAUAGGAAAAACA
Molecule: messenger RNA, 2505 nt
Organism: Cryptomeria japonica (Japanese cedar)
Lineage: Eukaryota; Viridiplantae; Streptophyta; Pinopsida; Cupressales; Cupressaceae
Product: mitogen-activated protein kinase kinase kinase 20
Exons: 1
Coding region: 576-2231 (551 amino acids)
Biological process (GO): protein phosphorylation
Molecular function (GO): ATP binding; protein kinase activity
Source: RefSeq, a predicted model, not a curated record